AUGAUGAAUCCACACGAGAGGACGGCCGAAAACACGGAGUACAGACGGAGUUAUACCUGGAAUACAGCCCAUGGUGAUUAUCCACAUAAUCAAGCUGCUACAAAAUUAUGUAACACGGAAUACAACACUUCAUUUGGUUGGCCAAAGAAUGGCAGAGAUGUUCAGUACAGAGAUAUUGAGCCGACAAUUGUGGCGAAGAGAGUGGAUGCGGUCGACUCGACGCCGAAGAAGUCAAUGACAAUCACUAAUUUAGCGGAUGUGACCAAAAACAAAGAGAUCGUUCCCUUCGUUAAAGACACACAAACUGUUGCCACACAUGAGAAACCAAAACACUCUGAAUAUCACUCAAAAUUUCGUCCAUUUUCGUCGUACGGUUACAUUUCGGGCAAUGGAUUUAAAAAGCUUAAAGACUUGGACGCCAUGAAUAAGACAAAGGACUGGUAUUUUGAAAGGGAAGAGAGGAAUAAACAAGCAAAUGUGUACAAAACUCGUUCCCAACUUGACCCAAAAGAAUUCAGUCAUCCAAUUGCAAGCGAAAGUCUGGAAAAGAUCUACUCUCAGGGCUUGCUAUGGAAUAACUAUCACGUAGACCGGGGACUACAGGCGCUCGCUUUGGCCACAACUCUCAAGAUUAUUGAAGAGAAAAAGCAAGAAAGAGAAUUCAGUUUAACACCAAAAUCUGCCGGUCGAAUACGGUAUCUGAGUUCCGCGCCGUCCAGUCUUCGGACAGGAAUCCAAAACACAAGCAAUUCGUCGAUUCGCACAAAAUCGCCACAAAUUAUGCCCCAUUCAGACGUCCGAUCGGUUGACAAACUGAUCAAAACGGCGCCAAUAAGUGUUUCGCCUAAACCUGAGAGCAAGAUAUGGUUAAAACCGAAACCAAAAGCACAGGAACCGAGCGAACCCAUCAAACCAUUGCCAUCGGAACCGGUUGUGAACCGACCCAAUAUUUUUUCCACCAUUAGAAAUGAACAAAAAGCUUCCGCAGCCAACCCUCUCAUCAACUUUGAUGACAACAAGAAGGCUCCGCCCGUACAGCCGAUGCCCAGAACCACACAUCUUAAGACAUCUAAUGAUAUAACUGGAGUCAAGUCUCCCUCUCCUGACUCCAUGAAAGUGCAAAACGACAAACCAAUUAAUUUGAGCAACAAAUACAGCGCGGAUAUGACCGCUAUUAAAUCAGUGCCCUUAAGCGAAAAACCAAAAAUUGGGGACAAAAUGAUUGCAUCACAAGAUAAGAGCAAACCAUUGGCAGAAAUAAAGCCGCCGUUGGCAGCGAAGCCCACGGCUAAAGUGCAACCCUCGCCGUCGACUUCUCUCACAUCAAUCCCUAAUCCGGGAUCAAAGGCUGUCAUCCAAUCCAUCGACGAAGAAGUAAAGAUUGUUAAACCGCCUAAAAAGACAGGCAAUGUCUUGGAUAAGGCCCGACACUUCUGGAGCAAAAAAUAGACAUUCAUUACACAUAACAAUGCAAUUGUCUUACGAUCACUAUAUAAGACCAAUUAUUUAUGGGUAUUAAACAGUUUAUGUCCACUCUUUACACUAUAAUCACUAAUCAGUAGUUUAUAAUUA
Molecule: messenger RNA, 1572 nt
Organism: Medioppia subpectinata
Lineage: Eukaryota; Metazoa; Arthropoda; Arachnida; Sarcoptiformes; Oppiidae
Source: the annotation of a GenBank genome assembly